Bactrocera oleae (olive fruit fly) is the source of this 1744-nucleotide messenger RNA. RefSeq lists its product as uncharacterized. Lineage: Eukaryota; Metazoa; Arthropoda; Insecta; Diptera; Tephritidae. The record is from RefSeq and is a predicted model, not a curated record.
UUAAAUGUCCUGAAUGCACUAAUACCGAAAUGCUAUCUGCUGAUUUAAAUCACAUGCGCGAAAGAUCAGCUUGCAUUGACAGGUUUUCCAGCAUUUAUGGUCGCAUGCCAUUGCGCAGCGUAGAAUUUCGGGCAGAUCCUGUACUCUUUAGAGAUAACUUCCCUGAGAAAUUGAAGCGAUUUAAUGAUGUUGGGAAUUUGUAAAUAAUAUUCGUAAAAAUGACUUUUAAUGCAUCGAUUUAUAAUAUUAUGUAAAAAAUAUACUUGAAUGCCAUAUAAUUAUGUAGUAGGAAUGUAGAUAUACUCGUACAUAGUAUGUAAGAAUAGACGAUUAAGUUUAACUGAACAUUUUGAAAAUAACGUGUAUUAUGUAUUGUUGGUGCAUUUUACGAGCUAAUAUUGUGAAUGAAUAAAAACAUUGCAAUAUUUAAACAAACAAGAAAUUUUCAAGGCAAUUAAUAUUUUAUAAAUACUUACAGCAACUCAUACAUACUGUAAAUUGUUAAAGUUCCGUUACUAAACGUGUCUGAGAAAGAAAAGAGAACUUUGUUAAAACGGUAGAUAUUGAAGAAAAAUCGCAUAAAUUUGAAGGAAAUGUUUGCCUCCAAUAAUCGGAAGUAUUUGGUGGAACCUGGUUCCAAACCAUCUAACUCGUGUCAACGAUUUGUUGCCGCUCUAAAUGGAAAGCGUGAAACGGCUGAAAACUUAUUACAUAAAAGUUACACCUUUGACAAACCUUUAAAACAGAUGAAGUUAUCCAAUGAAUAUUUCUUAAAUAAACCACAAACUAAAGGACGAUUUAAUACCACAGUCUUAACAUCGAACGCACACCGAAAUUCGGAAUUUUUCCUCCUACCACUUCCACAACCAAAAGUCACACCAUCGGUACAAAUAAAGGGGAGUUUGAAUAGAACCAUUGACGUUGUUGUUAAAGAUUUUCGAGACGAGCGCUUUGAUGUACAAGGAUCAAAUUCUUCAAUGAAAGAGUAUAUGAAUUCAUUCAAGAAUGGGCGAAAUAAAAUGGCACUAGUGGGACGUGUGGACUUUUGUUUAAAAAUUCAUAAAGUGCACCCAACAUUGGAUGCCUUAUGGGAUGUUUACGGGCAAUUAAAAAAAAUAAUUACUGGAAAACAAAGAGGAGAAAAUGUCUUAUUGUUGCGAAAUUUGGAUGGAGGACCAAUACUUCUAAGUAUUUAUUAUGACUUCGCGUUGGUUGGAUUAGAUUCAGGUUGUUAUUUACGAGCCGUUGGUCGUUUUAUUGGAGAAAAUCGACUACAUACGUUCAAACUUAAGAGGAUCGAAGAGGAAGAGUACAUGCAGUCGGUACGGUGCUUUAACCGAAUUCAAAACGUUUCCUCCUUUGCGCUGCUACAGAAUGGAAAUUAGAAUUUUCUUUAAAAACAAUAAAACAUAGUGAAAUGUUAAAUAUAUGAAAAUAAGCAGGUAUAUUUGGUUAGUCAUCUACAAAGUAGUAUUACAGUAUACUAAUACUUUUCUGAAUACUUAAAAUAAUUUGUACUUAUUUUUUCAAAUUCAUUAAUCAUAUUUUCUUAAUGGUUACUAUUUAUGAAUAAUACUCAGACUAGUCUACACUACUGAAAUCACAAUACAAAAAUAUAGUGACUAUUAAACCAGAAGCUAAAGCCAUUAUAUAACCCAAAUGUAAGGCACUGCGUCGUUCGCGGAGGUAUCUAUAAAUGAAAUAAAAUAAAAAUGAACACCAAAUUACAGUAAAUAUAAAUUUU